Molecule: messenger RNA, 2712 nt
Organism: Papaver somniferum (opium poppy)
Lineage: Eukaryota; Viridiplantae; Streptophyta; Magnoliopsida; Ranunculales; Papaveraceae
Product: acyl-coenzyme A oxidase 3, peroxisomal-like
Exons: 12
Coding region: 445-2505 (686 amino acids)
Biological process (GO): fatty acid beta-oxidation using acyl-CoA oxidase; lipid homeostasis
Cellular component (GO): peroxisome
Molecular function (GO): FAD binding; fatty acid binding; acyl-CoA oxidase activity
Source: RefSeq, a predicted model, not a curated record
GCUGAUCUCAUCCAAUUCAGUCAGGAUAAACUUUGCACAUUCCAAGAAAUCAAGAAUACAUUUUAUUAAAAAACAAACAGUUUUACUGUGUUUUUGAUCUUCACCAACUAAUACAGUACUGAUUAGGCAUCGUUGUAACGAUUUUCUCAAUUUCUUCCUUAAUAAUAAGACAGUAACCAACUUUCCAUUACACCCUUCUUGAAUUUUUUCUCCUUACUUAUCACCUCUUGUGAUUUUAAUAAAAAAUGAUAAAUUAAAGCUAUCACUGACAACGAAAUUAAUCCAUCUUCAAUUCAAAACCCAAUUUAGCAUUCCAAUAUUUGACUCUCUACUUAUCAAAAAAAAGAUAAGUAUAAACUUCAAUUUCCCCCAAACCUCUAUUCUCCCCCUUUCUUCACCUCCAGAAUCAAAUUCACAAGCCACAAAUUCUUGAUUUGAUCAUUAAUGGCUUUUUCAUCAUCUUCAUCAACUUCUUUAACAGAUCAAGUAGCAAGGAGAGCUAGAAUUUUAACAAGCCAUCUCAAUCAAAUUACAACUUCUUAUUCUUCACCCUCUCUUGAACGAUCAGUUUGUUUAGAAUACUCACCAGCUGAAAUUUCCGAAAAGAUUAAUUUCGAUACAGAAGAAAUGAGAAAAUUAUUAGAUGAUCAUAAUUUUGACGAUAGAGAUUGGUUAUUUGGAUUAUUAAUGCAAAGCAAACUAUUCUGCCCUAAAACUUCUGGUGGUAAAGUAUUUGUUACACCUGAUUUCAAUCAAUCAAAGGAACAACAAAGAGAGGUGACUAUGAAAAGGAUUGAGUAUUUGUUAGAUCGUGGUGUUUUUAAUGGUUGGUUAACCAAGACAGGAGUUGAAGCCGAGAAAAGGAAGUUUGCUUUGUUAGAUGUCAUUGGUAUUUAUGAUCAUUCUCUUGCCAUUAAAGUUGGUGUUCAUUUCUUUCUCUGGGGAGGUGCCAUCCAAUUUUUCGGCACUAAGCGGCAUCAUGACAAGUGGUUGAAGGAUACUGAAAACUAUGUAGUUAAAGGUUGCUUUGCGAUGACUGAGUUGGGACAUGGAAGUAAUGUUCGGGGGAUUGAAACAAUAACAACUUAUGAUAGAAAUACUGGAGAAUUCGUCAUUAAUACACCUUGUGAAUCGGCACAGAAAUACUGGAUUGGUGGAUUAGCCAAUCACGCAACACACACAGUAGCCUUUUCACAGCUUUAUAUCGACGGGGUUAACCAAGGAGUUCAUGCAUUCAUAGUCCAGGUCAGAGAUGCAGAUGGAAAUGUAUGCCCUAACAUCCGGGUAGCUGACUGCGGCCAUAAAAUUGGGCUGAAUGGUGUUGAUAAUGGCCGUAUUUGGUUUGACAAUGUCCGGAUCCCUCGAGAGAACUUGCUAAAUUCUGUAGCAGAUGUGUCCCCGGAUGGACAGUAUCUGAGUGCAAUUAAAGACCCAGAUCAGAGAUUUGCUGCAUUCCUCGCCCCACUGACCUCAGGCCGUGUAACCAUUUCAGUGAGCUCAAUAUAUCAAUCGAAGAUUGGCUUAGCAAUUGCCUUAAGGUACUCGUUGACAAGGAGGGCUUUCUCUGUUUCACCAAAUGGGCCUGAAGUUCUAUUGCUGGAUUACCCUAGUCAUCAACGACGUCUCCUACCUCUUCUUGCAAAAACAUGUGCCAUGAGUUUCGGAGCAAACUACUUGAAAAGGAUGUACAUUAAUAGGACUCCACAAGCAAACAAAACCAUCCACGUUGUUUCCAGCGCAUUCAAGGCUGCUUUCACCUGGCAUAACAUGAGGACCCUUCAGGAGUGCCGUGAAGCUUGUGGAGGGCAAGGUCUGAAGACUGAAAAUCGCAUGGGUCAUCUGAAAAGUGAAUAUGAUGUGCAGUCUACCUUUGAAGGGGACAAUCAUGUUUUAAUGCAACAGGUUAGCAAGGCCCUCAUUGCAGAAUAUAUAGCAGCUCAGAAAAGGAAGACACCUUUUAAAGGGCUAGGAUUGGAACACAUGAAUGAUCCCCGCCCUAUUAUUCCUGCGGAGCUCACAAGCUCCAUUCUCAGGAGCAUCAACUUCCAGAUGGAUAUAUUCUUCUUGAGGGAGCGGGAUUUGUUGCACCGUUUUGCUUCUGCAGUAUCACAACUUCAAGCGCAAGGUGAAAGCAAAGAGAACGCGUUCAUGCUUACCUACCAGACGGCAGAGGACUUGGCAAAAGCUUUCACGGAAAGAUCAGUAUUACAAACCUUUGUGGAGGCUGAAGUUGCUGUGAGUGACAGUGCGCUUAAGAGUGUGUUUGGUCUUUUGAGGUCAAUGUACGCCUUAAUCAGCAUAGAAGAGGACAUAUCAUUCCUCAGAUAUGGCUAUUUGUCACCAGAUAAGGACGCCGCUGUAAGGAAAGAAGUGACAAAGCUAUGCAGUGAAUUGCGACCCCAUACUCUUUCGGUGGUAAAAUCGCUUGGUAUUCCCGAUGCUUUUCUCAGUCCAAUAGCUUUUGAUUGGGUUGCUGCAAAUACUUGGUCUCCUGCACAACAGUAAACCUGAAGGGCAGGGCUCCAAUUUGGUUCCAAGUAUCUUCGCUAUUCCUUGAAGCUUUGUGUUGGUAAUAGAAACAUGCCUAAAUUAUGCAAGUCCCAAUAAUGUUAGCAAAUUGGCGCCUUAAUAUUCUCCAUUUUACUUAUAAAUUGACAUCAGCACAUUGUAAUUCUUAAAUGUCAAGAAAUAAAAUUUACUGGUUUCUACUCA